CGCACUCAACCGGUUGUAACUCGAAAUAUUCAAUAAUCUGGAAAGCAUUGCGCUGGAGUCUGGACGUUUUACAGCAAAACGAGAAGAAAGUCCAGUGUGUUGUUUUAUAGACAAGGAGGAUCCAGCGACCGCUUCACUGACCAGCAGCCAUGAGCUUCUUUGGUUUUGGUCAGAGUGCGGACAUCGAUAUAGUUCUUAAUGACGCCGAAACGAGAAAGAAAGCUGAGCAUAAAAGCGAAGACGGCAGGAAGGACAAAUAUUUUCUUUUCUACGACGGUGAAACGGUGUCGGGGAAAGUCAACGUGACGCUCAAGUACCCGGGAAAGAGGCUGGAGCACAACGGCCUCAAGAUUGAGUUUGUUGGCCAGAUAGAGCUAUACUAUGACAGAGGAAACCACCAUGAGUUUGUGUCUCUUGUGAAAGACUUGGCCCGGCCAGGGGAGCUCACACAGUCUCAGACGUUUGACUUUGAGUUCACACAUGUGGAGAAGCCCUACGAGUCUUACACCGGUCAGAAUGUCAAAUUACGCUACUUUCUCAGGGCGACAGUAGGCCGGAGACUGAAUGACAUCAGCAAAGAGAUGGACAUUGUGGUGCACACACUCAGCACCUACCCUGAGCUCAACUCCUCCAUCAAGAUGGAAGUGGGGAUCGAGGACUGUCUACACAUAGAGUUUGAGUACAAUAAAUCCAAGUAUCACCUUAAAGAUGUGAUUGUCGGGAAGAUAUACUUCCUGCUGGUGAGGAUUAAGAUCAAACACAUGGAGAUUGACAUCAUCAAGCGGGAGACAACUGGCACAGGGCCAAACGUCUACCACGAGAACGACACCAUGGCGAAGUAUGAAAUCAUGGACGGUGCACCGGUCCGAGGUAACAGUGAGUGGGUUGUGUCUGGCGUUGCCACUGCUGCUAAAACAAACGUGGUCCUUUGUGAGCGCUGUGGGAUUGUUCCUUCGUCAUGCCUCUCCCUGUCUGCAGCGGUGCAGCUGCCGUACCAGACUGUGAUGCAGUGGAUCAGCAGGCGCUAG
This is a messenger RNA of Etheostoma cragini (Arkansas darter), 1028 nucleotides long. RefSeq names its product vacuolar protein sorting 26 homolog B, like (gene vps26bl). Gene Ontology annotation, biological process: retrograde transport, endosome to Golgi; intracellular protein transport. Gene Ontology annotation, cellular component: endosome; retromer complex. The transcript is spliced from 6 exons. NCBI's taxonomy places the organism in Eukaryota, Metazoa, Chordata, Actinopteri, Perciformes, Percidae. Bases 150 to 1028 code for a protein of 292 amino acids. The record is from RefSeq and is a predicted model, not a curated record.